Messenger RNA from Pieris brassicae (large cabbage white), 1626 nucleotides. RefSeq names its product RNA-binding protein 4.1 (gene Bmp-2). The transcript is spliced from 4 exons. Gene Ontology annotation, molecular function: mRNA binding. Gene Ontology annotation, cellular component: cytosol. The coding region runs from base 163 to 1068 and encodes 301 amino acids. Lineage: Eukaryota; Metazoa; Arthropoda; Insecta; Lepidoptera; Pieridae. The record is from RefSeq and is a predicted model, not a curated record.
GCCGGCUUUCGUUUUGUCGGGCGCCGGCAAUUCGCAAAUCGGACCACGCGCCCGCCAUUUUGUAUUACUAGCGUUUGUGGAUAGGUGUUGGACGUGCUCUUGCUUUGUGUGAACUUAUGAAAUUAUUGAAUUAAUAGAUCGUAACGCAAACAAAUCAUCAAAAUGGUAGCGCAAACCAAAGUGUUUGUGGGGAGCUUGCCCCAGGGCUCAAAACCGGAGGACUUGAGGAAGCUGUUCGAAAGGUUUGGAGCCGUGACCGAAUGCGACAUAAUGAACAGAUGCGGAUUUGUUCACAUGCAAACCGAAGACCAAGCGUCUGCAGCCAUUCGCGCCUUACACAAUACCACUUUCAAUGGUGGCGUCAUCGCCGUGGAGCGAGGAAGGAUCAAGGAGCGCGGCCAGCGAGGUGGCGGGGGUGGCGGCCGCGGUGGAAUGCGAGGGGGUAUGAGGGACCGACGCGGAGGAGGGCCCAUGCGCGGAGGACCUCCGAGGGAUGCGCCUUACCCCAUGAGGGACUCGCGGCCGAUGGGACCCAUGCGCGGCGGAGACAUGAGAGGUCCACCCAUGGGUGGGAUGGCCAUGAGAAACGGUAUGGGUGGCGGAGCGCCCUACGACCGGGGCAUGGAUCGGGCGCCGAUGCCUGGCUACGAUGACAGAUACAACGGCUACGGUGAAGACAGACGCGGUUUCGCGCUGAUGGACGGUCGCGGAGCGAGAGACCAGUAUGGAGCACCUCCUCCAAUGUACCCUGACGACAGGCGAGGCUACGGAGCCGUGGAUGAAAUGGCGCCGAUGUAUCCCGACGAUAGACGUGCGCCGCCCAUGUACCCCGACGAAAGGGACAUGAUGGACAGGCGGGGAGGUAUGCGAGGUGGACCCAUGCCCAUGGCUUCAGGAUAUGAUAGAGCACCACCAAGGCCCGCACCUAUGGGCAAUGGAGAUAUGUAUAGCCGAAGAACUCCUCCACCAAUGCGUGGUGGUGGGGCAGCCGGAGGAUAUGACCGGGAUCCUUAUGCUCAACAAUAUGCGCCUAUGGGCCGCUACGCACAAACGCAACGUUAUCCGUAAGAGUAGGCGAUGCGGUGCGGCGCGCGCGUUAAAGCUAAGCGGCGUUUUGUGUUUAGCGCGUGUGCGGGCGGCGGCGGCGCAGGCGCAGGGCGCGGGCCGCGCACCAACAAAAACUGUAUAGCGCUCGUCUAGCGCCUUCAGCGACACUAGCGCCGCUUCCUUCCACGAGUCGCACUCACUCGCACUCGCUCCACGGCACCCUCGGAUACCGUACCGAAUCAUGUAAAUCUCGAUCGACGAGCCAGUAGAUGGCGCUACUCCGCUGCUGCAUGUCGUAUUUCCAAGUAACUACAUAGAACGAUUACGGACUUUUGUAACGCCCUAACACAUUAUGUAUUUCAAUCCCUGUAUAUUAGACUGCGCCACUUCCAUAUUUUGUGAACAGACUGACAGAAUAAGUGAAUAACGCCAUCUAGUGAUUUUUAUUAUUAUUUGUGGUAUUAAAUCUAUUUAAAUCGGCAAUCAAAUCUGUACGUGACGCGCCUCGCGCUUGAGCGAUAAUCUUGAAUUGUAUAAGGUAUUAAGAUAUAAGAUUUAGAUUAAACAAUUUGUUUUAAA